GUCCGGAGUACAUCAUGAACGUCAAGCAGAGCGACACCAGACUCUUGGACUUUUGUUGGGGUACAGGUGGAACUGUUCAUGACUCUCACGUCAUGUUUGGGCAUCUGCUCUACGAAUCAGUGAGGCUCGUUGAAUCUGGAUGCCGCGUCAGCUUUGAGCCUGCCCCGGCUCGUGUACAGGUCCAGCACGUCAUCAACUUUACGGAAGGGCCAUCAAGGGACGAUGUGGACAAGCACUGGAAAGAUCAAAUCCCUGAGUUCGUUCAACGAAUUGCUCCUCAGCCGGAGAAGAAGUUCGACAACAAAGACGAAGGGAUGUUUCUUCUCGAUGCGGCCCUGGAGUCCCCGACUAUCUUUCGAUUCCGGGGCGACUGGCGCAGGCCUGCCUUGUUGCGAAUCUGCACCAAAGCGAGGAGGACCUUGAAACAGUUUUGCCAAGUCGUGUGCCUGGGCUACCCGUCUUUCAACUGGACGACGGUGAGAUACAUCCAUCUCUCAGACCUCGCAAUACAGGCAGCCACAUCGCUGUUUCUGCUGUUCAGCAUCUCGACGUUGCGCGAUGAGGCACCAGAGUGGUGUGCCAACUUGCCCUGGUUCGCAUUGGCAGGUCUUCCAUUCGUAACGGCCACCGUCAUUAUGAGGCUGUGUGAGGUGGUCGGCAACAAGAUGAGGGAGCCUUGGGAACUCUACACCGAGGCUGUGGAGCUCAUCUUGGCAGUGGCUACCAUGGCCCUGUUCAUCGUCUUCAUGAUCCCGCCCAGCAGCGGUGCACUAACCUGCACGGAUCGCGGGGUGGUUGAUCACCUGUCCAUGCGGGCGGCCAUAAUUGUGACAAGCUCCCUGCGGCUGAUGCAUAACAUUGACAUGUUGAGGCUCGCGUUCUCAGAGGUGAACAUGAUCGUGACGCCUAUCAUCUCAGCGUUAGCUCGGUCACUUCCGUUCUGCCUAGCAGUGAUCUACUUCGCUUUCAUCAUGUGGCAAGCCUACUGGACCUUGGACGUGGAAGAGUGGCAAAAUGGCUGGAAGGCAGUCAUCAUCGCGUGGCGGUUUGCCGUCUUGGGUGACUUCGAAGUGGACGAACUCGAGGGUCAAGAAGGCACCUGGCACCAGGAUGGCGAUGGAUCAAUGUGGACAUAUGAGGAUCCAGAUCUGACUGACAAUUCGACAUUGGUCCGAGGAGUCUUCAUUGUACUUUGCGGAAUGAUGUUCCCAGUCCUCAUCAUGAACAUCCUGAUCUCGGUUCUCAGUGUUUGGCUCGAUUUCGCAAUCACGAAUGCCAUCGUCCAAGCUGCUGAAAUACCAGGUUGCAGCUUCUUCGGGCGGCUGAAGUUGACCUCAGCUGGUUCUUGGCAGGGAGCGUGGGAAUCAGGUUCCCUACAUUAUCCAUAA
Symbiodinium natans is the source of this 1388-nucleotide messenger RNA. Lineage: Eukaryota; Dinophyceae; Suessiales; Symbiodiniaceae. The record is from the annotation of a GenBank genome assembly.